UUGUGUGUCGGGGAGAUCCAGUGAGAAUCAGAGGGGAUCUAUUGGGAGAAGGGACAUACUGAGCGCCAGAGGGGAUAUUGUGGGAGAGGGAAUGCAGUAGGAGUUCGAGGGGAUACAGUGGGAGAGGGGAUACAGUGGGAGCCAGAGAGGAUAUUGUGGGAGAGGGAAUGCAGUAGGAGUUUGAGAGGAUAACAUUGGGAGUCAGGAGAGAUACAGGGAGACGGGAUACAGCGUCACUGGGCUGAGGGGAUACAGUGUGGACAGGAGUAUUCUCACUGUGAUCGUGAGGAAGAGGAUCUGGUGUGUCGUGGGGGAAAAGGCAUCCAGUGUGACCCUGAGCUGGAUUAGUAAGACUCGCUAUGAACGAGGAGCAGUUUGUUAACAUCGACCUGAACGACGAUGAUAUCUGUGGUGUCUGUAAGCUGGAGACGGCGAAGGAGAUGCUUUCGUUCUGCCACGUUUGCUUCGAGCUCAGCAUUGAAGGGGUGCCCAGGUCUGACCUCCUCCACACGGAAUCUGUGCGGGGCCACAGGGAGUGCUUUGAGAAGUAUCACCUCAUAGCCAACCAGAACCUGCCAAGGUCUAAGGCAUCCAAGAGUACCUACAAGGACGUGAAGGAGAUCCUGAGCAGGAAGAUCAGUCAGAUCAUUCAGUACGCCCAGAACCAGCACCUGUCUUCCUCAGGACACACUUCCAUCACCAAAUGGUCCCAGUUGCCCCGUUACUCCCCGCGCUGGCUGGAGGUGGGGGCGCCCGGCUACUCGGAAUGCACGCAGGGAAUCUUGGAGCGGGAGGGGCAGCCUGGCUUCGGCGUGGAGGUCCUGGGAGCGGACGCCGGUGGGGUUUGCAGCGGAGAAGCCCGGUGGUCCACCAAGAAGGUCGGGCUGGGGGCAGAAGGUCAGCCGUCAGUGGAAAGUCGCAGAGAGGAGGCCAAGUGUCACACUCACUACACGCACGAGGACUUGAGUGAGAUGUCGAUGGAUGAUCUGGUGCUGUUGAACGAACAACUUGUCAAACAGAUCAAAGUGGUCUUUGAAGAUCUGACGCAGGAACUGGAGAAGAAGGAUUCCCUCUCCUCUGAGCUUCACGUCCGCUACAUCGCCAUCGAGCAGCUCUUCAAGAACCGUUCCAAACUGCCGUGGUUACAGAUUGGGCGCAGGGGCAUUAAGCCCAGUGUCCCCCUAGACAACUGACCUCCAGCCCAUCUCAAAGACAAGCUUUACAAAAUCCAACCCCAACAGUGUUAGAAGACUUUGAACUCCACAAGAUGUGGGGGAUAUUUUGUAUGCAUCUAUAUUUACAGAGAGAAAAUUUGACAGCAUUUUAUGUACGCAUAAAUCAAAUGUGUUUCUUAA
This is a messenger RNA of Pristis pectinata (smalltooth sawfish), 1355 nucleotides long. It is a transcript of the gene c4h21orf91, whose product is annotated as chromosome 4 C21orf91 homolog. The transcript is spliced from 6 exons. Lineage: Eukaryota; Metazoa; Chordata; Chondrichthyes; Rhinopristiformes; Pristidae. The record is from RefSeq and is a predicted model, not a curated record. The coding region runs from base 360 to 1193 and encodes 277 amino acids.